AGUAGUUGGAUUGCUACAGAGCUCCGAGGAGCAGGGCGCAAGCAGACCAUCAGGCUGUGCAUUUCUUAGCCGGGGACUAAUUUUCAGUCCUCCACUUGGGUCUGGGUAAACAGCACCGCCCCGAUGGUUGUUUGUUUUAAGUGUGGAGCGAUCCAUCGCAGAGCGCCGGGCUCGAUUGACACUGUCUGCUGAUCUGCUACUGCGGAUUGCUCAGAAUAACAAGGCUGCUCGCUAAUUCCCGUCUAUCGGGGCUUUCGCCGAAACACCGAGAGAGUAGGGUCCAAAAAAGAGCCAACAAGGCAGGCAAGAACGCCGCGCCGCCGUUGUCCGCACCCCAGAAUGGCUUCAGGAGACCUUUACGAGGUGGAGCGGAUCGUGGACAAGAGGCGGAACAAGAAGGGUAAGUGGGAGUACCUGAUUAGGUGGAAAGGCUAUGGAAGUAAGGAGGACACCUGGGAGCCGGAACAUCACCUACUGCACUGUGAGGAAUUCAUCGACCAGUUCAACAGUUUGAGACUGCACUCACACAAACGACCCAAAGUCCCAAAAAGUCGCGGGGAGCCCCUCAUCACCGGACACCCGUCUGCAACAGAAAGCUCCAGAGCUCGGUCUGAGGCCCGAAAGAAGAAAAGGACUUGUGGUCCAGCUGUGGGGGUUAGAGUAGGAGGUGUUCUUGGGCUUGGUGGGGGAUCAGGACCGACUCAGAAGCAGAGGAAAGUGGGUGUUGGGCCAGGGAAACAUGCUUUAGGGGACAGAAUGAGCAAAACCAUGACAUACAAAGCUCCACCACCAGGUGGGCCUCACUUUGUUCCUCCAUUGAGGGUUCCUCAUAAUGGACUCCAGAAUGGAGAGAUGGAACCUCUUGUGUACAGGACAGCAGCGAGGUCACACAGACUGCCCUCAGACAGAGGGGAUGGGGAGCUGGGACAUGUGGAUACCACUGGAUCACAGUUCACCACUGAACUAGGCUCCCCUCUAGCCAAUGGAAAGAUGCAUCUGCACAGCUCAGUAAAGCGGAAGCUGGCCGAGGAGAAAGGCUACGUGUUUGACAAGAGGCUCAGGUACAACGUGCGACAGAACGAGAGCAACUGUCGAUUCCGAGACAUUGUGGUCAGGAAGGAGGAGGGCUUCACGCAUGUCCUGCUGUCCAGCCAGACGACAGACAACAACGCUCUGACACCAGAGAUCAUGAAGGAAGUUUGUCGAGCUUUGGGUAAUGCAGCUGCCGAUGACAGUAAAUUAUUACUGCUCAGCUCCGUGGGGACAGUUUUCUGCAGUGGCCUGGAGCCGUCCUACCUGAUAGGGCGUCUGUCCACUGACCGCAGGAAAGAGAGCAGCCGUAUCGCAGACGCUGUACGGGACUUUGUGUUGGCAUUCAUCCACUUCAAGAAGCCUAUUGUGGUGGCAAUAAACGGGCCUGCCCUGGGCUUGGGAGCUUCCAUCCUGCCGCUGUGUGACGUGGUGUGGGCCAGUGAGAGAGCCUGGUUCCAAACUCCCUGUGCCGCCCUCCACCUCACCCCCUCCGGAUGCUCCUCUUACACCUUUCCCCAGAUACUUGGCGUAGCUCUGGCCAAUGAGAUGCUGUUCUGUGGGAGGAAACUCACAGCACAAGAGGCCUGUAGCCGAGGUCUCGUGUCACAGGUCUUCUGGCCAACCACAUUCAACCAAGAAGUGAUGCUGCGUGUGAAGGAAAUGGCAUCAUGUAACGCAGUGGUUUUAGAAGAGUCCAAAUGCCUGGUGAGGAGUAUCCUCAUGUCCGUCCUGGAGGAGGUGAAUGAGAAAGAGUGUCAGAUGCUGAAGCAGCUGUGGUGUUCAACCAAAGGACUCGAGGCACUGUUCAGCUACCUGCACAACAAGACGUAUGAAAAGUGACCAUCCACACCCAAGUUAAAGACGGUCAGUGUGGGUCUGAGGCUACCUACUGAAGGGGCAACCAGGGUGACAAUGCUGUGAUCUCAUACUGCCUUUAGGGCCUUCGUUUCCAUCCAUCAGCAGAGGGGAUUCUCUGGAGUUCUGCUUGCGUACAUCUCUACCAACAAAAUAAAUUCCUUCACGAUCGUGUUUUGUAAAGCAGCUUUUUUUUUUGGACCCUCAGCUGUCCAGAUGUUUUUUCUCCGCAUUUAAGGAGUCAAAGAGCACAGGGCCAAAUGUGCGUUGCUUAAAAGCAGGGAGGGUACAGAGUGUUUCUGUACUUUAGACUUAAUCAUCAGGAUGUGUGAAAUCGAUGUAUGUCUGAGUGCACAUGAUAAAAUGAUAAUAUAUAUGAAUAUAUAUUUAUUUCAAGUGUGUAGAAGAGUCGCUUUCUGUACAUACGAUGCUUUUUUCAGGAUUUUCAUUCAGUUUGCUUAUUCUUGAGUCAAAGUGUCAACCAAAGCUUGCAUGAGGACAGUGUUGCUUGCUCUUUAACUUGCACAUUCCCUCCUCUUUCUGUGUGAAUUAAAGAAAAACCUUCCAGAAAUGCUCAGAUACGGUAGUGGAUCAGAUUUACCAACUGCUCAAAACAUUACUAUUAAAGAUCAUAACACACUGAAACAAAAUCAGCAUAUUUGUUCAUCACACAGUUCAUUCUUCAUACUGUCAAAGUCUUUGCUUUCCAGUUUGUUAUUAUUGUCAAAAUCACAAAAAAAGAAUAAUUCUCCUGGUUAAUGAUGUCAAAAGGAAGUGGUUUUGCUACUAACAGGCAAGGGUACAGUUCACCAUUUAUUUAUACAAAUAAAAUCUGAUUGAGGUCAGAUUUCUUUUCCAGGGAGACUUGUUUGGAUAGAAAUGCCCCUCAGAAGUCAGAAAACCAAGUGAAAAAGAACAACUCUUAAUGUCUUGUGUGAAUACUAGCACUAAAUGUUCAUGACUCAAUGAAAUGACGGCACAUAUUCCAGGGUGGAUUAGUGAGUAACUUUAGCCUUACAUGCAGUACUGUGAUGGUUCAUACGUACAACAUGGCUUCCAGUUAUUAAUACACAUAGUAAUGGUGUGAAAUGUGUAAUUGUUUUUUGUUUAUUUUUGGGGAAUAAGAAAUUCACAUGAUCGUGUUGUUAUUGCCUGACAGCUAUUUCUUAGUUGUGUAUUUUUUAGGGCACACAAAAGAGAUGCUAAUAGCCCGGUCCUCAAGUGUCUUCAACUGUCGUAGAAAUGGAGCAUCUUUGUAGGUGGAGUCAGAUUCGUCCUUAUCUGCAUGUUAUGAUUCAAGAUUUCAAGAAAUUUUCUAUUGCGAUGUGUAUUAUAAUUAGGGAUCUAUUUUGUUUUACCGAAAUGUAAAUGUAUGUAGGUCUGUGUAAAUUGUUUUGUAAAACUUGUCCAUUUUGCAGCUCAGAAUAAUAUAUGUAUAAAUAUAUAUAAUGUAGACUGUUUUCUGUAACUAAUUGCAUGUAAUAUACUGUAUAAAUGUGUUGCCUGUCUGAAUACCUUGUAUUUCGGGGUAUGUUUUGUACCAGCAUUGUAAGUAUUGUUAGAAAUGUUGCCGUUUAUUUUUCUAUUUAUUUGAGAUAACUGUUUGGUUGUGCAGUGCCAUGUGGUUUUCUUUGCUCCAGAGGCACCCUGAAUCUCUUUAACACCUCUUAUAUAAAUUACCCCCAAAAACUCCAAUAAGCAAAAUGGGUCAGGAAAGUAAAUCAUUUACAAAUUUAAUUUUAGAACCAAAAUGGACACACUGUCAUCACUAGUUCACUUUUUGAAUUGCCCAUAUCGUAGUCGUGUUUUGUUGUAAAAUAUUGAAGGCAUGUCAGAUAAUUUAAUAUAUAUUGUGUUUUACUAAAGUUUAUAAGUAUGAACUGAUUGAUAAAAUGACCUUUUGUUGUGUUUGAAAUUGUGGACUUUAACCAUAUUUUACUUUGUUAAUGCACCAUGAGGUUGUCCAAUGGUGUUUUUGUCAUCAGAUUAAUUUGUGGUCGUUGAUUGCUGAGGAUAAAUCACUGUUUAAUGAAGCUAAAUAUAACAAAAAACAACAGAUUUCACUAAACCUCAUGACAAAAAAUACCAUUGUAAUUUCUCUGAAUUUAUAUUUCAGCUCAAAAAAUGGAAAUUGUCAUCAACUUUGUGAACCAAAACGUUAUUAAGCUUAGUCUUACCAUGGAUCCUCAUAUUCGCUCUAUUUUCCCCCACUUAAUAACAGUUACCAUCCUCAGUUUCUGCUUUGCUGUAACGUCCAAGAUAAAUAGAGGAGGACUUGUGUGAUGCAGCUACCGUGAAUGAAAAUCACUCAUUUCCGCUCAGUUAGUCACACUGAUAUUUCAAGACAGGGGUUUUCGUGUAUUUAUUCACCUAUUUAUUUUUGUUUCUAAGAUAUUCUUUUUGGCGUGUCACCUGAGACCGAUGUUGUUUUCAACAGUCGGUUUCUCUUUUAGACUCCAGAUCCAAAUUCCCACCUCAGCAUGUUGUUUUUUGAAGUGUGCUUGAUGAUAAAUUUCAAGUAAAUCAGGUAUGACUUGAACUUGUUUUUUGCUCCAUUAUUUAUUACAAAUGACAGGACUUUAGGUUUUGGCGUCUUUGUUAUUUUUAACCAUGUCUUGUAUGUGUGUGUUUCAUCAUUCAUGGGUUUUGUUUUUCUCUCCCUGCGUUGUCUGAAAGCACACCUUGGGGUGCCUUACAAUUUGAAUAUCUGUACAAGGUCGAUCCAUACGUCGUGAUGGGUAGAGUGAGCUGCUUCAAAUAAAGAAACAGUAACUUCAAAA
Molecule: messenger RNA, 4667 nt
Organism: Acanthochromis polyacanthus (spiny chromis)
Lineage: Eukaryota; Metazoa; Chordata; Actinopteri; Pomacentridae
Product: chromodomain Y-like protein 2
Exons: 7
Coding region: 340-1872 (510 amino acids)
Cellular component (GO): nucleus
Molecular function (GO): transcription corepressor activity
Source: RefSeq, a predicted model, not a curated record